Trichoderma virens Gv29-8 is the source of this 1116-nucleotide messenger RNA. Its product is annotated as putative PTH11-type G-protein coupled receptor protein. Lineage: Eukaryota; Fungi; Ascomycota; Sordariomycetes; Hypocreales; Hypocreaceae. Bases 1 to 1116 code for a protein of 371 amino acids. The transcript is spliced from 5 exons. The record is from RefSeq and is a predicted model, not a curated record.
AUGGCCUUCCUCACUCCAGAAGCGGCCGCUGAGAGCCAUGCCGACCUAGUCCGGAUUCCGAGCAUUGUCUUCUUCGUCGUCACGCCCAUAUUCGUCUUCAUCAGAUUCUGGAAUCGUAUUUCGAGGAGAUCAGGGCUGGGUUGGGACGAUGGCACCAUCGCUGUGUCCUUUGUUUGUACCCUCUUGGUGCAGAUAUUUAUGAUGAUUUCAUGCAAUUAUGGGUUCGGCAAACACAUUGCGUCCUUGUCACCUCACGACAAACUAGAAGCCCUCAAGUGGUUUUACGUUGCACAAAUCUUCUACAAGUUGACCAUCAACCUGACCAAAAUGUCGAUUGUUCUCUUGUAUCUGCGAAUUUUCGUCCAAAAGUGGUUCCGCAUCUCGUGCUACAUCCUCUUGGGCAUCGUCACUGCAUACUGCAUUGCUAGUACGUCGACUUCCAUCUGGCAAUGCAACCCUAUUCGAGGAGCUUGGGACAAGUCCGUGAAACCCACAUGUAUCAGCUUGACCAUGAACUGGUACGCCAACGCUGGCUACUCCAUUGCCACGGAUGUUUUAAUUCUGUUGCUCCCCAUGCAGCCCAUCUGGGCGAGCAAGCUGCCCGUCAACCAAAAGAGAGCUCUGAUGUUUGUCUUUGCUCUUGGUAGUUUCGUUACCGUUACAUCCAUUCUGCGUGCUACCACUCUCAACUUCUCGACGACCAGCCCUGAUACGACUUUCGAUAUCACCUCUACGCUGUGGACCAUCAUCGAAGAAAACGUCGCCAUUAUCUGUGCCUGCUUGCCCAUGUGCCGCAUUGUCCUGGCCUUCCUCUUCCCCAAGAUUUUCGGCGGCAACACCACCAAGGGAUCCACUGGAGCCUCGGGCGGCCUGGGAUCUGAGAACCACCACAACAAAUACGGAUAUGCUCGUUCUCAAUCUCCUACGCGCCGCCAAAGCUGGAAGCCUUAUUCCGGACCGGGCGGUGAUGGCGUCAGUCGCAGCACUGCUGCUCACCAGAGCGACGACACAAGCGAAGAAUUCAUCCUCACGACAGUACAAAGACAUGGGUCAACGGAUGACAACGACGGCGCCAUUAGAAAGACUACGAAGUACGAAGUGUCAUACGAAAAUUGA